CAGUCAAAAUGAAUUACUAGCAAGCGUAUCACAAUGGUAGAUACUCGAGGAUCUAGUGCAGGGUCUAAUGCCCCGGGAUCCGGCCCAUUGAUGGUUGGACCCAACUACAGAGUUGGAAAAAAAAUAGGAUCUGGAAACUUUGGCGAAUUGAGAAUUGGUGUAAACUUGUACACGAAGGAAACAGUAGCGAUCAAGUUGGAGAAUCGGAAAUCUCGUGCUCCUCAACUUCAUUUAGAAAAUCGCUAUUAUAGAAUGAUGGGGAGUUACGAAGGACUACCCUGUGUUCACUAUUUUGGACCAUGUAAUCAGCACCAAGCACUCGUUAUGGAUCUGCUCGGAAAAUCUCUGGAAGACAUGUUUGAUUUGUGCGAUCGAAAAUUUUCCUUGAAAACAGUGCUAAUGAUAGCUAUUCAGCUCAUCCAACGUCUUCAGUUCGUUCAUGAAAAACACCUCAUUUACAGAGAUAUAAAACCUGAAAACUUUUUAGUCGGGAGAAGGAGCUCCAAAAAAGAACACAUAAUCCACAUAAUUGAUUUUGGAUUGGCCAAAGAGUACAUGGAUAGAGAAACAAACAAGCAUAUCCCUUACCGCGAGCAUAAGAGUUUAACAGGAACCGCUAGGUACAUGAGUAUCAAUACACACUUGGGAAAAGAGCAGAGUCGUCGAGAUGACUUGGAAGCACUUGGUCAUAUGAUGCUGUACUUUCUUCGAGGCUCUCUGCCGUGGCAGGGUCUUAAAGCAGAUACAUUAAAAGAAAGGUACCAAAAGAUUGGAGAAACUAAACGAAAUACUCCUAUUGACGUUUUAUGCGAAAACCAAUGCGAUGAGUUUUCCACAUACUUGAGGUAUGUCAGAAAGCUCGAUUUUUUCGAAACUCCAGAUUACGAGUAUCUGAUUAACAUGUUUCAACGCCUAUUUGACCGGAAAGGAUUUGAAAAUGACAGGAUUUUUGACUGGAGUCUUAUUCAGACACCAUCUCCGAGUCCUUCUGUCAUCGAGGAAAAUUUCCCUGCGAAUCGUCCCCGCUCGGGCUACCCCCCUAACAAACCAGCAACGGGCUUCCCUCUUGAUCCGAGACAGGCCUCAAAGUACCCAAAUAAUCAGCCUCAUGAGCAACCCCCAAGAAACACGGAAACGUCACGCGGUGAAUCAAAGUUGGUUCCUCAGAGAACUGAUGGAUCGAGGGUAGGAACCAACCCCAGUGGACCAAAUGGGGGUGAGAUUGACUCGGAGAUCAACUGCUGUCUCUUCAAGAUCAAAAAGAAGAGAAAAAACAGAAGGAAGAGCUCAACGGCCGAAAACAACAGGAUUCGCUGAGCUUCCAUUCACGAAUCAAGUAUAGGACUAUCUACCAUUAGGUUCUUCUGUUGAGCUAAAGCGCAUUUGCUGAAAAUAUUUUGUCAAUUAGUUAUCGAAAAAUCGUCAAUUUAUGCUGUCAACAACUUUCUGAAAUUCCUCGUUCAAGAAUCAGCUAGCGCAGCAACUACACAUCUUAUGAUUGCAGUAGAUCGUUUUGAUGGUUUUGAUUUGUCUAAUUUUGAUUAAAACUUAUUCCUUCUUUCGGACCACAAAAAUUAGCCUAAAAUGUUUCUUCAGCCGAACGCUGAGAAAGAAAACGUCCAAAAUCAUCUCAUAUGGGAUUUUGAAGAUGUUCUCAGCUUAUCACUUGCCGUCGUAAAAUAAAAGAAAUUAGUUAGAUUUAUUUGAUGUUUCGUUGAGCCUAAUCAGCUGUAAUAUAAAUAUUACAUUUCAGAAGCCAUCAAACGUUCUGUUUAAGGACGCUUUAUGCUGGUAGCUGGCACCCACUACUAUCAUACAUGCACUAAACUUGAAUCAAGUUUACUAUCUAACGCUCCCCUGAGAACACGAAAAUACCAUCCUGAAUGAACUCAAGAGAAGUUUUUUUUUUUAUUAUUCCGCAGUUUUAAGUUCAGCUAAUCAAUGCACUAGUUGCACAUCGGGUUUCGUCCUGAUUAUGGCCGAACAACUGAAGGAGGCUAACGUUUAAAUGUUGUUUUUAUGGGGAGAGUGUGAUAGUUUUACUUGGUCUCCUCCUAACUUUCCUUGUUUUGUUCAUUUAUUGCGUCCAGUAGUCCGUCUUCUAUCCGUUCAAAAUAAAACAACGAUAUCCAUGUCAGCCGUUUAUUUCAAUUAAACAAAUGUUAUUAGUAGUUAUUUUCAUUGUUAGCUUGUGCUAAUAGCAAACCAACUCUAAUGUGCUCCUAUUUUCUAUUUUUAUCAGCUUAAUUUUCUUUAUUCAGAAUAAAUUUUCUCAACGU
Messenger RNA from Symsagittifera roscoffensis, 2279 nucleotides. Its product is annotated as casein kinase I-like. Gene Ontology annotation, molecular function: ATP binding; protein serine/threonine kinase activity. Gene Ontology annotation, biological process: peptidyl-serine phosphorylation; endocytosis; positive regulation of canonical Wnt signaling pathway. NCBI's taxonomy places the organism in Eukaryota, Metazoa, Xenacoelomorpha, Acoela, Convolutidae. The transcript has a single exon. Bases 34 to 1317 code for a protein of 427 amino acids. The record is from RefSeq and is a predicted model, not a curated record. Gene Ontology annotation, cellular component: cytoplasm; nucleus; plasma membrane.